CGCUGCAAUAUCUAAUUCGGCAGUAUCAAAUCGGAUUUCAUUCAAUACUUCAUUCAGUCCUCGACUUUCCCUGGAAGAAGUUCUUGCAAUUGGAACCAGUGGCAGUUCGUCAUGUACAGGAAAUGAAUACAACAAAGCUGCAGCAUAUCACAGCCUGAGAUAUUCCUGUUUACGCUUCCAAAGGACCAUGGGUUGCAACACAGGAAGCCCGGGCGUCAAACUCCAAUUCAUAUAAAACGACCAAGGAAUCUACUAUGGGCCUUAUCUCCACCUUAUCUCGACGCUUCAGUAUGAGCAGAUACGCAGGAAUUAUUCAUCACUCUCCAGACCAAGGCCUUUUGCAUUUGCCGCUUCAAGAGGUCGAUGUGAGAGUAUGGAUGGUCGAUAUCUCUGCGAGGGUUGUGCUCUCGCAAGUGUUUGAGAACGCAUCAGAUAGCCCUACCAGCCGGGCCAAAUAUGUAUUCCCUCUUCCAGCGAGCGCUGCCGCUUGUGCUUUUGAACUCGAGCAUGCCGAUGGCCGUGUUAUUGUCGGUGUCGCCAAGGAAAAGUCAGAAGCCGCACAAGCUUUCCAGAGUGCAAUGGAUGCUGGAAGGACUGCAGGACUUGUAGAAUGGGUGACAGACGACAUAUUCACAAUCUCAAUUGGCUCAAUUCCCGCUCGACAGAAGGUCACAGCAAGAUUGACAUUUGUAAUGGAUCUUUUAGAUGAGGGCAGACGGGACCAGGUCCGUCUACAGCUUCCGAUGACUAUUGCCGAACGAUACGGCGAGACCCCAGCAGCUAUGCUCGAUGCGUCUACAACUAAUGAAAAUACGUUCAUCAAAAUCGCUGUGGACAUCAUAACAAGUGAAAAGAUACAGGAGAUACGCAGUCCUACUCACCCGACGAUUGCUCGCAAACACUACAAGUCACGCACCGGAAAAAAGUCUGAACGACGGAUGUUUGUAACUUGGUCGUCCACGACGUUCCUCGACAAAGACUUCGUAUUGACAGUCCAUGCUCUUGGACUCGAUAAGCCCGGUGGUCGUAAUACCAUUGCUAUGCAGCUCUCCUUUGUACCAAAGUUCAAAAUUCCUCCGCUGAAUUCGCAAGAGUACAUUUUCGUGAUCGAUCGAAGCGGAAGCAUGAGUGGAGCCCCGAUGGAAACAGCUAAGCGCACGCUGGAAAUGCUCCUUCACCUUUUGCCAGAUUCACAGACGACUUUCAAUAUUUUCAGCUUUGGAAGCAAAGUGGACGGUCUGUGGAGGAAAAGCGCGUCGUUUAAUGAGGCGGAAAUGCGUCGUGCGAUUUCGAGUGUGAAGGGCAUGGAAGCAAAUUACGGAGGGACAGAAAUUGCGGAGGCCCUUAAUUUUGCUAUCGCGUCACGUAACUGUGACCGCCCGACUGCUAUGUUUGUUCUCACUGACGGCGAUAUACAUGCUUCCGCAAGACUUGACCCAUUCACGGUUGUCUCUAGAGCUGUGAAAGGCUGCAAGGUCAAUGCACAACUGAGGGUAUUCACUCUUGGGAUCGGUGAACAAGUCUCAUCUGAUUUGUGCGAGCGCCUUGCUCGUGAGGGCGAAGGCAAAUGUCUGUUAGCUGUCCAAGCCGAGGAUAUCACAGGGAAAUGUGCAAUGCUUCUCAACGCUGGUCGGACACGUGAGAUCGAGAGUGUCACAGUUGAUUGGCAUGGUUCGGGGAGCCCGCCAGCUGUCAAUUUUUCACCCUUGAAUCACCACCACCCGCUUCCGCCCAGCGUUGUGCAGCUAGAACCUUCUCCUUCGAUGCAACAAGGGCCGCCAACAAUCACAAGUAUAUUCCCUGGAAUGCGACUCAAUGUUUUUGCAAUCACUACCUUUAGUUCGGUUCCUCGCAAAGUCAGGUUGAUUGCGAAAAUCAAAGACUUGGGAGAGGUUCUCGAUGAUCUCGUGCCUGUCAUGGAGGUGAAACCAUUCAAGGACGAGUGGUCGUUCAUUCCACUCCUGCAUACCUUAGCUGCACGACAACUCGUGAAGGACUUGGUGGAGCUUAGGGCUCCUCUUCCCAAACCCAUCGCACCUGCUUCGGAUGAGGACAUUCGAAAAGCAGCGAUCGUUCGCUUAGGGCUUGAUUACCAGCUUGUUAGCAAGCACACAUCCUUUUUUGCUGAAGAGUCCGGAAAAGAGACGACAAGGGGGUCACGCGGGUCAAUGUCAUGGCAAAAGUCUCGGCGGCAGCAUAGCCACGCUGAUGUGUCCACUGUGCAGACCGUUUUGGACAGCUUGUCUCAGGCGGUUUAUUCGGUGUUCAACUUCUUCUUUUCUGAUCCUCCCCCCGCACCUCGAAGACGUCAGACGCAGCUUCCCGGCGCGUAUUAUUCCGCUGCACAAUCCCGCUCGGGCUCGCCAUCCAUUCGGAGUGAAUAUUCAUAUCGACACGACAACUCAAGCACGGACACGUUCUCUACAUUAAGCUCCUUAGAAGGCUCUUACACGAGUUCUCGAUGGUCUUACUCUCGGCCGUCCAGUCCUGUACCUCCCCCAGAAGACCCAAUCCAGCGUGUACCAUCGCCAGUCCUCAAUGUCACGCCACAGGUACAUCAUGCAGCACCUCCACGUAUUGCAGCACCCGUGCCAAAGGAAGCGUACGCCAUCAUCUCGCUGCAGAACUUCGAUGGCUCUUUCACGCCAUCGGCUCAAUUGGGGGCGCUUGUGGGCAUUGAUACAUUGGCCAAAGCAACAGAACUACAGCUCGAUGCGACUGUAUGGGCAACUGCAGUUGUUGUUGCGUACCUGAGGCAUCAUUUGGGUACGCAACAGGAUUUAUUGGAUGCGUUGAUGAACAAAACUCUGGAUUAUGUUGAUGGAAGGGCUGCGAAUUUGCUCAUAGGACGUGAUUUUUGGGACUUCGUGAGAAUUGCGGAGGAGUCGGUGAGUUCGUGAUGAGUUUAUUUCCUGACUCCUGCCGCAAGUGGGAGAGCUAUGAUCUGUAUCGUGGUACGUACCUUGAAUGGGUAUCAUUCUCUACUAUCCAGUUACUCGAUUGAUUAUAUUCCUAUUUGUACUAAGAUAUACCUUAUGAUAUGUACUGCGAAAAAUCUGAGUUGUUUGAUUUAUAGGAAUGAAUAUCUGCAGACCUAGGCUCUAGUGGGGAGUUCAUGACAAUGUACAGUAGCGCAUGCGAUUA
Molecule: messenger RNA, 3144 nt
Organism: Suillus fuscotomentosus
Lineage: Eukaryota; Fungi; Basidiomycota; Agaricomycetes; Boletales; Suillaceae
Exons: 8
Coding region: 255-2900 (881 amino acids)
Source: RefSeq, a predicted model, not a curated record